AUGAGGAAAUUGUUUUGGGCAGUGAGUAAGGCUGCAAACAGACCAGAUUUUGUUAAGGCCAUGGGAAGUGUCAAGGAUGUAGAUGAGGGUGCAUACAAAUGGUUGCUUGAAAAUGAACCAGGCCAAUGGUCCAGACAUGCCUUUGACACAACAGCAAAGUCAGAUCACAUAACUAACGACAUGAGUGAGUGUUUCAACUCAAGGCUUGGUGAAGAUUGGGAACUUCCUAUACUAAGUCUACUGGAACUUUACCUACGUAGGGUAAUGAAACGAUUACAAUGUAGAUUGAAAGCUGGUACAGAGUGGAUUACACCUCUUCCACCAGUAGUUCAUAGAAAGAUAAACAAGAUGAUUGAGGCAGCUAGAAAUGUCAAAGUCUGGUACCCUGGAUCUGAUGAGUUUGAAGUAGAUGAUGAGAAUGCAAACCCAUGUAAAACUCAUGUUCUGGUUUUGGGUAAGCAACUGUGUGAUUGUGGGAUGUGGCAACUAUCGAGAAUUCCUUGUGUUCAUGCUAUUGCCUGUUUGUUACACAAGAACAUUUCCAACUAUGAACAUCAUGUUGAUCUGAAGCUUAGAGAUUCGAUGUACCUACAAACUUAUGCAUACAUGGUCCACCCUGUUCCCAACAAGACUAGUUGGCCAGAGCGAACCUUUGUGCCUACAACGACUGCACCCCUUCAGGAGCUCGAUUUGCAGCAAACAUGUCCCAAGCUUCAAGUUCAAGGGGUCAACCAAGUCAAUAAUGCAAUGGGGAAUAGAGGUGGAAAAGCAACCCGCCCAGCCCGACCCGCGAUGGGUUGCGCAAAGUGGCGAGUCGAUCCUGACCUGCCCGCCAACAUUGGCAGGCCGAGUUAG
Molecule: messenger RNA, 855 nt
Organism: Pistacia vera
Lineage: Eukaryota; Viridiplantae; Streptophyta; Magnoliopsida; Sapindales; Anacardiaceae
Exons: 3
Coding region: 1-855 (284 amino acids)
Molecular function (GO): zinc ion binding
Source: RefSeq, a predicted model, not a curated record